Molecule: messenger RNA, 3404 nt
Organism: Neogale vison (American mink)
Lineage: Eukaryota; Metazoa; Chordata; Mammalia; Carnivora; Mustelidae
Gene: C7H19orf12
Product: chromosome 7 C19orf12 homolog
Exons: 3
Coding region: 2195-2620 (141 amino acids)
Source: RefSeq, a predicted model, not a curated record
GGGGAAGCAGGACUGACUUCCUUCCUCAAUCUGGCAGUCCCCGAGAAGUCAGGAGGGUGGGCUUUCCAGCAAGGACUCAGGAGAUGGGGUGACAAACCUUUCUUCUACAAGAGUCUAUUGAUGCUCUGAAGUCUAAAAUGAUUCUCACAUGGAAAUUAAACCAGCUCUGUCUUGCAUUGAGACAGCCACAGUGCCACGUCUUGCUGUGCUGUGAAGCUGUUGAACCCAGCCAGAGGUGGGCCUCUCGUGCCCUCCCACACACCAGGACACCUGCUGGCCCUCCAGGUCUGCAGAGCCCUGGGCUCCUGCCUUGGGCUGGUCUGCCUGGGCUGAGUGGAGGUUGGGAGUAAGUAGUCUUUGCAUGAUGAUGUUUUAUUAGCCCCCGUGGGUUUGUAUGAAGUCAUUCAGAGUAGGUGAGAAGCUAGGUUUUUAGAGGGACCACAGAGUGUGAAGUGGCUGUUUCCUGCCUCCUAUCUGUGCAUUUUCUUGCUGUGCAGAAAGUGUUUCCAGAGUGUAGGUCUAUAAUCGUGCAGAAACCCUGCUUUAAGAGCAGUGUCUGGGCAGAGUGCCCUGGCCAAGAAGCCAACUUGGCAGCCAUGCUUGGGGUCUUUGUGUGCCUGGAAAUGGGAAGCUCACUGCCACCCCCAGAGGGGCCUUCCUGGGUCCGAAUUUCAUCUCCCUUUUUCCCAGCAUAAUGGACAUAUAGAAAGCUGGAUAGAAACCAGAUAUAAACUAUCUGACGAUUAGGUGUUUUACAGGAGAAUUGUUAGCUUCUUCAAAGUUUUACCAUGGAAUUAAUUCCUUUGAUUAUCAAUAUAUGAAUUAAAUUAGUAUUUGAAAUAAAACUCAUUUGCAUAGCUUUACAGCACCAUGGCUACUGGGUAUAUCAAGUCACAGCUUCCAUCCCCUCAUUUCUCAGCGACCUCUGCCAUGUGCAGUCCCUUUGCUGUUAUAAGGCUAUUUUAUUAUUGUGACCUUCGUGUGUGAACAAGUCAUGACCCUCACGUGGGCUCUCUUCCAGGGUGGAGAAGGCGGCAUGGACUCUGUCUACAAGGGGUUGCAGUAGUGAGCAAAGGGGCAGGAAGCUCGGAGGUGUGCUGGCAGGUCCAGGACACAUGGUGCCAGAGCGGGGGCAGGCAUUUCUGACUUCUCCUCUAGUCCCUUGAGCACCCCUGCAGGGUCUGACCCUCCAUUGCCUCUACACCCCACUUGUUCAAACAGACAUUUUGGGGGGUGCUUGUUUGCACUUUCUGAACUCGAGGACUAAGCAGCCAUUGUCAGGUGUCUGGGUCAUGGUCUCUUAGAGUCUUGCUGUCCAAAGUGGGGUGUGCUUGUGGAGAAUCACUGAUUCAGAACAUGGCAGGGGCGAGAGCCCAGGACACUUCUUACCUCUCCUAGGACUACAGAGAAAUUCUGAACCCCGACGUGGUGAUCCAGCAGACCCAGAAGCUUGUUCUAGGGGCUCAAAAUUCUCUUCCAGGAUUGAGAGGAUGAUUCUACAUGAGUGGCUGGUUCUGGAUUUUUGUUGGGUCAAAAGGAGACGUAACCAAGAGUUCUUGAGCAAAGGGUCUGCCCCAAACUUUGCCAGGUUCCUUUAGGCACUGCUUGCAUGAAAAGGGGAGUGAAGUAAAGGAAGUACCUUCCAGCCUUGGGUCCAGUUGAAGCCACGAGGAGAAGCACCAGCCCAUGGUCUCUUUGAUUUUACUUCCGGGUCCUGUCAGGUUUCCUGUCAGUGUUGUGGCUCUCUAUUCCCCCUGACCCUGGGGCAGAGCCCACCCUGCCUUUGCCCUGUGUGCCUGCCAGUUUCCCACCAGUGUGGCCAACACUUUCCUGACCACAAGAAUUAUUCUAAGGUCAUUGUUCCAAAGGUCCAUCUGUCUGUCUAUCCAAACACAUGAAAACCUCUGGAAUUCUUUGGUUUAUUUUCUUCUCUGGUUGUUCCAUCUUACUGGUCAUCCUUAGGGCCGUCCUGUCCCUGCCUUUACUAUGCCCCACACAGAACUGGAUGGGUGUUAGGAGCGGUUGCUUAUAGAAAAGCCAGUGGUGUGUAUCAGUAACAAACAUUCAUUUAGAGCCAUCAGGUCUCAGGGCCGCGUGUUCCGGACUCACAACAGGUACUUUGCAUCCAUUCCCCUCAGACCUUUCCAGAAUCCAGCUUGUAGGUGGCUUAUCUCCCUUUACAGGGCUCGCCAAGAUGCCCAUCGUGAUGGAAGAUGUCAUGAAGCUGCUGUGCUCCAUCUCUGGGGAGAGGAAAAUGAAGGCGGCCGUCAAGCACUCUGGUACAGGUGCCCUGGUCACAGGGGCUGUGGCCUUCGUUGGUGGUCUGGUCGGAGGUCCCCCUGGACUAGCUGUUGGUGGGGCUGUGGGGGGCCUCUUAGGUGCAUGGAUGACAAGUGGACGGUUCAAGCCGAUUCCUCAGAUCAUAAUGGAGCUGCCACCCAGUGAACAGCAAAAGCUCUUUAAUGAAGCCUCCACCAUCCUCAGGCACCUGGACUGGACGGACGCUGUGCAGCUGACCACACUGGUCAUGGGCAGCGAGGCCCUGAAGCAGCAGCUGCUGGCCAUGCUGGUCAACUACGUCACCAAGGAGCUCCGGGCCGAAGUUCAGUAUGAUGACUAGGUCGUUCCUCCUGGAAGUGGGGAUCUCAUUUAGAUGAUUCCUGGGCCUCCCAGGUGGGGACGGGGAGUUGGGGAAGCCCCACACCAUCAUGUAUUACCUAAAUGGAGUGAAACCUGCUGGAGAAGCUCCUAUUGUGCUGUAUCAUGUUCUGGAAAUUAUUUAUGAAGACACUGGAUUUUGGGUCGUGUGCACUAAUAAUGCAUAGUGACACCCCUUUUGCUUGGAGGCUGGUGAAAAGUGAAGCCGUGCCUGCUGCAGACGUGGACGACAGCUUCUUGAAUCCACGGUCACUCAUACGGGGGCACCGCAGGAGGCCUGUGUGUUCCGUCUCCUCACCUGCUAUGAUGAGCCCUGUCUGAAGCACCUGUUACAGGACUGGUUCCUCCCCUGGGGCUCAGGGGCUCAGGGCCCAGAGCUGCCCCGUGCCGGAAUCAUGUUUACCUCAUGUGUCGCCUCCCUGACCAGUGGCUGAGUGGCCCCAUGGAGGGGCAGUUGCCUCGGGAGCGAAGCCAAAAACAUCCAGGCACCCAACCCUUCUCUACGCAGCAUACCUGGGCCCUCAUCUUCCCAGGGGCUUCGUCUCAUCAUCGGACAAGUCGUGGUAGUUCUUGAAUUUUGCUUUUAAAAUGAAGUACUUAAAGCAAAGAAAAUGACUCUUUCUGAUGUGGUGGGAUCUAAGCAAUGCGUCUACCCUGAAUUUCCCCUAAUACUGUAUUCCCUUGGCUUUCAGAACCCUAACUUGACUAGGUAUCAUCAAAUUGCAAUAAAUGUUUUCUGAACAGGA